CUCCUCUCUUUUCCUUUUGCUACACAACUCCCCAAUCCAUCUGCACCUACACCUCCAUCUCCUUUCGUUUUGCUUAAUAGCUUUACUCACAUAUUAAUCACAAUGGUACGCCUUCCCAAUGACCAUAGAGCAAGGAGAGCUCGGGGUCAACCCUUUUUCUUCGUUUUUCCUUCCCCUACCACGCAGGCAGCUUCUGCCUCGAUUUUCUCAACAUCCCUAUGCCGUCCACUCACACAAUCUACAAAGAAUUGCUGCUGACAUGUACCGAAUCAUUAGUCUUUCCUCCGCAACAUCAAGAACCUUGCUCCCCUCAUGGACCGUGUGCUCGUUCAGCGCAUCAAGCCUGAGGCCAAGACCGCCUCUGGUAUCUUCCUCCCCGAGAGCAGCGUCAAGGAGCAGAACGCUGCUAAGGUCCUUGCCGUUGGCCCCGGUGCUGUUGACCGCAAUGGCCAGCGUAUCCCCAUGAGCGUUGCUGCUGGUGAUCACGUCCUGAUCCCCCAGUUCGGUGGUAGCCCCGUCAAGGUCGGUGAGGAGGAGUACACCCUCUACCGGGACUCUGAGAUCCUUGCCAAGAUCACCGAGUAAAAGGUGUCUGACUGAGUCGAACUUUCGGUUUACGCCCCGAUCCGUUUUUCUUCCGC
Aspergillus ochraceoroseus IBT 24754 is the source of this 641-nucleotide messenger RNA. Its product is annotated as GroES family chaperonin. Lineage: Eukaryota; Fungi; Ascomycota; Eurotiomycetes; Eurotiales; Aspergillaceae. The record is from RefSeq and is a predicted model, not a curated record. The transcript is spliced from 3 exons. Gene Ontology annotation, cellular component: mitochondrial matrix. Bases 313 to 585 code for a protein of 90 amino acids. Gene Ontology annotation, molecular function: protein folding chaperone; protein-folding chaperone binding; metal ion binding.